This is a messenger RNA of Branchiostoma floridae (Florida lancelet), 8259 nucleotides long. RefSeq lists its product as uncharacterized. The coding region runs from base 286 to 6663 and encodes 2125 amino acids. The record is from RefSeq and is a predicted model, not a curated record. Gene Ontology annotation, molecular function: actin filament binding. Gene Ontology annotation, biological process: actin cytoskeleton organization. NCBI's taxonomy places the organism in Eukaryota, Metazoa, Chordata, Leptocardii, Amphioxiformes, Branchiostomatidae. The transcript is spliced from 6 exons.
CAUUUCUCGCCUCUGGCCGCAUCGCGCCCGUAUGUUGUAAUUACACCGCUUUAUCCUGUACCACCACGCCCGCUACGCUACAACCACGCACGGCACACAACCACCCAGCGGUGCAGCUCCUCUGUCAGCCCGACUGUGUGUGUGUGUGUGUGACCCGCCCGAAUGACACAGCAACAGACAAUGCCUGACGUGUACCAGCCAUAGAGAUCGGCGACCCCACAUCGUGCGGGAUUUUCCGUACCAUCCGGUUGGCGGUUCCGUGAUAGCGGCAGGUAAAGAAAUGCCAUGAUGGCUCGGAGGAAGAAAAGAUCCACGCUGUGGGACGUCUUGUUCAGGUACCUGUCUGGUCUGGUCUACUUCCUCAGCUGCUUCAACCCAUUCCACUACCUGCCACAGAGCGUCACAGAGGCGAUCAACGGCCGGUGGUCGGAGGCUAUCCUAGCGCUUUUCCAGACUGAGACGUCCCGAAAGCGGCAACUGCUCCGAUGGGUGCAGGAGAAGGUUCCCGAUAAGCACCCCCGGGACUGGACGGCCUCCUGGUCGGACGGCACCCUGCUGUGUGCCCUGGUGGAGGCGCUGGUCCCCGGGACAUGCCCGCGGUACGACCUGCUCAACCCCUCUCAGGGACUCAACAACGCGCGCCUGGGACUCAAGCUUGCCGAACGCAAUCUGGGCGUGGCACAGCUUAUCGCUCCGGAGGAGAUUUCGGACUCCAGACUGCAGUCGUCUGACCGCCUGGCCCGGUAUGUCUCCCGCCUCCGCCAAGUGAGCAUGCGCAUGGAGAACACCAACAGCCAAUCAAAACGCGUCAUCAGUCCACAGGUAUCGCUAGAGGACACGGUUGUCAGGGACAUCUGUACCGUCAGCGGCAGCGGGCUAACGGUCGCUGAGGUCAACCGGGAGGCGACGUUCAACAUCUUUGCCCGAAGUUCAACCAUCAUUGACUUUGAAGUACAAAUCAAAGUCCCUACGGGGCAAGUGACGACAGAGAGAGUACGUCAGAGGGCAGGACUGAGCGUCGAGACGUUCAACCAGAUUUUCCUGGAACACAAACGGAAACAGGUGAUGCAGACUCGGACCAAUCAGAAGGGGAGACCCAGACCCAGGAGAGAACAGGACCCCGAGAAAGUCUACCUGGGAUUCGUGUGUACACACGACGGGUUUUUCCAAGUUAGCUACACGCCGAAGAAAGCCGGAUUCCACCUUAUUACGGUGCUCUGGAUGGGUAGCCCAGUAGAAGGCUGUCCCUUUAGAGUACGCGCACAAGAUUCCUCAUUGGAGCAGAACAAAAUGGUAUUGUUUAAAGACCAACAAGAGAUCACAACACCCAAAACAGCUCGAUGGUCCGGAGGCCCCGAAUCUUCUGACCGGGUUCAAAUUGUGGUUUCUAAGAACGACGAGAGAAAAAAGCUUGACCAGCAGUCGUCUAUGAGCGGCAGUGAAGCAGGCACGCCAAGUGAGGACGGCGGGUACGUCGGGGGGACAUACCGGCGGAGAGUCGUCAAGCAGCCCUCUGGAGGUUCCGACUCGAGCACGCAAGAGAUGGCCGAAAGGAAGAGGAUCUCUAUCCGGCAAGGCUCUGGAAACCAGGAGCAGUCAGACUCAGAUGUGUCAGAGGGCGCCUUCAGGAGGAGAGUCAUCCGGCAAGAGUCGGGUGGAAGCGUCGAUAUUUCUGACUCGGAAAUUACCGAGAGUAAGAGAGGUGGGCAGCGGGCGGCAAAGAUGGAGCGACAAAACUCCGCGUCAGGAAUUGUGACGAAGAGAAAGGUUCUGAACAUCACGGUGAUGGGAGAAGACAUCAGUGACGCUUCCCGUCGGGCAAGCAUCUUCAAAAGCAGCAGCUGCUCACAGGGAAGCUUCAUGUCUCAGCAAAGUAGCGAUAAAGUGGAUCAAGCUGGAGAGGAGGCCAAAAGUGGACGUUGGGUCAGUGUGGAAGACAAGAAGAUAGGAGCCUGUCAACCAGGAGGGAAAACAGAGUCAGCAAUCGAAGAGAUGUCCAAGAAGCUGUCAAAUGAAGUUAUUGAAGACUCUUUUGGGGAGUUGGCGUUUAAAGUGUUGUCGGAAGCGCGUGGGAACGAACCGGAAGCGCUUGGGAACGACAGAGGGCGCGUGUUCAGAGGUGUCGACGAUGAAGCCUUGAAAGCUCGCCGCCGAACCCUUGUCAAACAAUCCUCGCUGGUACCGUACCUGAAGGAGGAAGGACCGCACGUCAUCCCUUCGCGUGUACAACAUACAUCCCAGAACCCAAACACAAAUAUUACCGCAUCCGAGAACAAACGGCAAAGGCUUGUGCAUCAGUCGUCACUCAUACCUUACCUGAAAGAAAACGGGCAGACAGAAGUCGGUUACACUCACUCAACAGAUUCAGAAGAGCGCGCCAAACAUGAUGGCCAGCGGUCAGCUUCCACUGCUCAAGCCGCACCACCGGAUGCACCACACCCGCCGAGAAAGCCUGCAGCAGCCUCGCGGCACCGCGUCCUGGUUCGGCAGUCGUCGCUGGUACCUUACAUGAAGAGCGCAUCAGAUGAAAGAGUUACAAAUGCUUCAGAACAGCGGCAACUUCAAGUAACUCCAGAAAUUUCAGUUUCCUUGGAGAGCGUUGCAACAACGCAAAAUAAUGACGACGCCGAGACGGUAGACGUAAAGUCGUCCUCCAAAACAAGUGAUGACCAAAGCAACACCGACAAGCGGCCAGUACCCAACACAACUCGCCGAUUGGUCAAGCAAUCAUCCCUCAUACCUUACAUGAAGUUAGCCAGUGUGAUGUCGGAAGCAGAGGAAAAAUCACCUGAAAGUAUCUCAGACAGUGACUCAUCUAUUGAAGAGGAAGAUCGUCUUGAAGAUAUGAUGACGCCGGGUGUGAGCUGUCUCGAAGAAGACUCAUCACCUAUUAGCACUGCAAGUAAUACAAACUACACAAAGGAGGACACUCAGUCGUCAGAUAGACUACUGUCACUGCAGGAGUUUCUCUCUAUGGAACCACCAAACGGUGUAGACUCGUCUUCUCAACGUAUCUCUUCAGCAGAACCCCAAGAACCAACAGUUUUUGGGCCAAUUCUGAUAACAGAUGACACCUUAAUGUCUCUUAAGGAAUUCCUGUCUCUUAGCACGUUCGAACAAAUGCAGGCGAUCAACCUUAUGCAGAAGAGCACCCAACAAACAAAGACUUCUGUAACUGCAGAAUGUAUUGAUCUGAACACACGUCCUGAACAUACAACUGAGGAAACUCUGCUUUCUUUGAAUGAGUUUCUAGCACUCAGAAUCCAGGAAGAGUCCUCUAAAGACGAAAACAGCAUUACGCCAAGGUCAGAAGGAAACAAUUCUGAUGAAGGGACGAUAGAGUUGUCCGAUGAUGCAUUGAUAACACUCAAAGAGUUCCUCUCGCUUCGAGACAUCGCAGAGCGGAGGCAGCCAAUGUCGACUUCCAAAGAAACCUCCCAAAUACAACAACUUGAUGAAACAAACAUCUUUCAUGACCACAGGGAUGCAAACACGACACCGGAAAACACCGGCUCUGGUCUGACGUCUAAACACUCACCCGACCCAACGGUUGUAGGCUGUGACUCUGGCUGGCAAGAUGACAUCUAUGGUUUACAGAAUCCCUUUGUCACGAAUCUGCUGACGACAGACAGCCCGCAGGAGUGUCAUAACGCUCAAGAGGAUCUUCUGACAUCAGAAAUGGGUUUUACAGGUGUCUCCGAUGACAGAAAUAAAAACAACCCAGAUGUUUCUAGUACAGAACAAUCAUCAAAGCAGCACUCAGUCAAUGUUCAUCCAGUGAGGCAAGAAGGAAUCGCAAAAGAAAGGGAGCUAAAUGUUGUAAACGAUUUGGUUGACAUAGGGCCUGACCAUUGUGAAACAUUGCCAAGUGUGCUAGAUGCUUCGGUGAUAGAAACAGACACUGUCGAAACGUCGGGAUCUGAAGACCAAUGGCAAAAUGGCCAAAGUCGAAGGAAAGGCAAAAAUGUAGCCCCUCUCCAGCGACAGUCCUCACUUGUGCCGUAUUUAAAACAGGCUGAGGAAGCAGGAAUUUCAGCACCUGCCUGCAGGGACCAAUUUGAACAUAAAGACUUUGCCUGUGAUGUCAUUCCCGAAACGGAAGAUGCUGAAAGAAGCUGUACCAGUGACCGACCGUCAGUGUCAACGCUGGUGAAAAACUGGGAAGAGGUGACGAGAAAUGCAGAUGACACGGCACCAGGACCACGUCAUCAGAGGGAUGACAACGCUGGUAAUGGUAGCAAUCUCCCCGUAGCAAACGGCGGUGUAAUUGUCGGAAAAGCAUCGUUAUUACAGUCUCCAGCAAACGAUGAUGCCAUUGUCGGAAAUGCGUCGUUAUUAGAGUUUCCAUUAGAUGACGUGGAAGCAAUCGUGUUUAGCGGAGACAUGGAUCACGAGGAAACGUUUUCUAUUGUCGCUGACGUGCAGAUUGAAGGGGAUCAGGGUGGUGAUGUGGACAUAUUCAACACCAUAAUGGCUCAACUAAAUCACAUGGACUCUCCCGUGUAUGACUCCGAUCUGGACAAUAUGGAUAUGAACCAGGAAUGGAUCAUAAUUGAUACCAACCCAACCGUCAAACCCAAGAACAUAACUCCCGCCAUGCCGCACAAAGAGGCAAGUAAAAGGAUGACUGUGCGAUACAGAAGUGAAAUUCUGGUUGACAUAGGAAGUGAGUAUGACCUAGAGAGUCAAAUUACGUCGCCAUUUGCGGAUGGAGAAACCAAGGAUGAUGCGGAAGAAAUAUCUUUGAAUGGUGGUGGGCUUGUGAGAAAAAAUCAGCGCGUGAAGUCAGCAUCAGAAAGAAAGUUGUCGUUCAUGGCAGAUGACGGGAACUUCCCCUCUCUUUUCGUUACAACUAUUGAUGAUCCGCAUGGCGACGAUGUCCAAAGCUCCUCAGAAAGAGUGCCAACACCAUCGUCUGACGGAGGCGCGAGGCUAGAGAGCAAUCGGAGACACCCACCAUCGUUUUCAUCAUCAUCACUGCUGAUGGUGGUUCCCAAUACCGGAACCGGAAAUGUUUUGACUGGUGAAGGUGAGCAAGAGUCGUGCCAUUGGAGCAUAAGCUCGGUAGAGGCGACCAAUGAGAACAGUGCCAUCCAGUUCAACCCUGCUGGAAACACAGCUGCAUUUCUGCCAUCUAAAUAUGAGCAGUUCCAAAGCACUUCGCAUGAAGGGGGGCAGCACGGCAUGAUGUAUCGGAGCUCGGUGACUCUCGAGGUCAACCAAUACCCCCGAGACAGCUACGAGCAGUCUGAAGUAAACAUGUUGCGAGCAGAACCACACAGGAACGGAAGACGACGAAGACCAAUUCGCGACUCUUUCCGAAAAGCUGUAGUGGACAAGCAGAACGAAAGCCCGGACGGCUUUGAUCAAGUGCUGGCCAGUGACUGUAUCGAGAGAGACGCCUUGAACUCGGGAUUUAUGGACUCGUGUUCCCCUUAUCCACAGACAAGGGUAGACAUUUCACACAAGUCCCUUCAAGUUCACUCGCACCAGAUCCGGAAGGAGACGGGUUACCAGGACAGUAUGAGAGAGGAGGUUAGGAGCAGACAGGGGGCUAUACGAGGAGUCAGUAGCAUACGGAACCUCCUUCGUUCGGUUGACGAAAAGGUAUCCGAGCUGUCCGACAUCGCCAGCGAAGUCAUGCACAACUCCUCGCAGCACAGAAAUUCUCUGGCCGAGGCGCUUCGCGCUGCAGCGAGGAAAACCUCGGGAGAAGCCGGGACUUUCGACGACGACGUAGCCCGAAGAACAACUCGACAAUCGACCGACGAUAGCGGUAUAUCCGAUGUUACGAUCUACGUGGACGGAAAGGGGCCUUACACAUGGCAGGAAAGACACAACAUUUCGUCAUUGGAAGACAGAAUUCCCUAUUGGCUGCUGAAUGAGGAUGAUUCGGACUCUUGUUUUUCUCCCGGUGGACUCCGCAUCCCGAAUGAGUCCGAGCGGGCCUGCAAAAGUGACUCGGAGUGCGUGACACGCCGUCCCGAUAGAACAAGCACCCCCGAGAUCGAACAGGAUGGCCGAAGACGAAGCAAUGUCUCCCUGCCUGACACAGAGAGCAUGCAUGAUUUCACCGCCCAACUUGAGAACGACGGCACCUUCGCUAACAUGAGACCGCUAGGACGCCGGUUCCUGCCCGGAGAAUCCGCCUCGAUACAAGCCAGUCGACAGAGCUGGGCAGGUUUCCCCCACAGCAUGCCGAGACGGGCGGCCUUUUCACCAGGAGCGGAUGGCUAUGAGGCCGGAGACGAGCCCAACGAGGAAGACGAGGGUGACCUCGGGAGCAGGAAGGCGGAUGGCCGGAGCAGAUCUCGUGUCCUCGCCGGAAGGAUCCUGGCGUUCGGCCCGGGGCUAGACCAUGGCUUCGUCGGGGCAAAGAACAACUUUCAGGUAUCGACUAGGAAUGCUGGGAACGGCGCCUUAAACGUGUCCCUUGUGGGCCCUCGCAAGAACACCGUGGCGGAAGUCAACGUCAUCUACACCGGAGAUGACCUGUACGAGGUCAUCUAUGACGUCACGCAACCCGGAUAUUACGUCCUCAGUGUCAAGUGGAUGGACAGGAACAUACCUGAAAGUCCGUUUAUUGUGAAGAUUCACGAGGCAUGGUCUGUUCCAAAUAUACCUAUUCCGAAGUCCAACUUAGCAACACCCGGCAACGCCUAGCAACCCGGACAAAAUGGCGGCGGCGGCUAAGGGUAGUCACGUGACUAAAUUAUACUCUCCUUCCAACCAAAUAAACGACGAAUGCAAAUACAAAUUAUUGAUCUUAAUUGACUGCCGGGAUCGGUUUAUUUCAGUAAGGUAAUGUCACCGAGCAUUGAACAAAAUUUGAAGCAAAUGUUGUAUCAUGUUGACUAUAUUUGUUUUAAAUUUAACCAUUGGUCAGUUUUCAGUACUGAAUAUGUAAUAUAUGCGCCAUCCCACAACGUAAUGUGCAUGCGCAGGCAAUUGCAUUAAUGUUAUUAUAUUAUCAUGUUAUUGUUUAUAUUUUUCAAUAAUCAGUGACAAUAAUAACUAGACAGUAACCUUUCAACCAUUCAUUGAUCAUGUUUGUCAAUUACUCAAUGAUUAUGUAAAUUAGAUUCCAAUUUGCGUAAUAAACAUCUAACUUUAUGAAGCAUCACUUAAGCUGUCUACAUACCGAUCAUCACGACGAUCCGUCGACCCCUUAUUGAGUUCUUUCCUUUCUAGUCUGACACUUAACCGGCCUCUGCAAUACAAAAAAACUUAAAGACAUAACUUAAGACUAAUAAGAAAAUGGAGGGCUAAGUUAAACAGCUUGAAUUGAUCUGUGUCAUGAACUCAGAUCUAAGUGAAGAUCGAUGUUGGGUGUAGGAAGGGAAAGAUCGAUUUCAUCUGUGGGAAUUCUUUUGAUAUUCCGUACUCCAGAAGUUGUAACCGGGGCUGAUAGAUCUUCACAUUCUUUUAUUACCUCCGCGAAGGAGUUUCACCUCUAAUAGAGGUUCUGUUCCUGUUUGUGUAUUCGUACCUAUAGCACAAACUCCUUUUGAUGGACAUGCAUGAAUUUUGGCAUGUUUGUAGUUAUUGAGGUGCCAAUAACACACGGGACGUAGUAAUAUUUUCAGGUAAUGCAGAAUUGAAGGUGGCGUGAUAUAGCCUAUCAUAUCAGCUGCUGCUUGUCUAUUUGUAUCCUGUGUUAAACAAGUCCUAGUUUUGUUUUUGUCGUAGAUACAUAUCAGUUGUCGACUCAUAUGACCUAAGUAUAUACAACCUCGGAAAACACGAUUUGCGGGAUGAACAGAAAGAAGUUAGCACGCUUUAAGAAUUCUCUUAUUACAUAUCUGUAGCAAACAUAUCCAGGCAGUUACUAUAUGUAACGAUCACAGAGGUAUUUAGGUAUGUGACUAUUGCUACUGUGCAAUUACUAUUAUACCAACAAUUAUUCUAGACAGAUCUAGGUAUAUCUGUAUUGGCAAGACAAUCGUUUUAAAAUUUGACCCCUUUUUGACAAUUUUCUCGAUUUCAUCGUGAUUAUUCCUGCUUUUUUUAGUGAGAAUCAUUUUUUUUUCUAUAUUUCAAUCGCUUGCUCCAUCCUUAUUAGACAAAACUCGGUUUAAGUUGAAGACCCCUAUUGUUCAAGUUUUGUGUAAGUUUCUGUUUGGUACUUUACAUUUUGCUGUUAUUAAUCACAUAAGUAUUCAGAUAUAAAUAUUGUAUUGUAUAAGAGGUUAUAUACCAUGCCAAUGAUACCACUUGUCAUGGCAUAUCAUCGAGAAUGUACAAUUAAAGGGAAGACAA